AGUUGAAAUUAGUUGAAUGUGAAAGAUGUUUGUAGAGAGGUAAUAAUAAUAAUGGCAUACAGGAGAAGACAGGUUGUAUCUCGGAGUUCCACCUUCAAGGAAGACAUUAACGUGAAUAGAAAUGACUUAUUACAAGCUCAUCAUAAUAUAAAUGAUGGUUCAAUGAGUGCUCCUCCACUUUCCUCCUCUAUUCACAAUUCCUUAGCUACUCCAUCCUUUAAUAAUUCCCUUGCUGCUCAAGCCAUCAAAGCUUCCGCCACUCGUCGCGAUCCCUCUCAUUCCUUUGCUAUUGCCAAUUCUUCUAUACCUAUUAUUCAUCAUGAAAAUCAUACCAGAUCCAAGAGUUGUGAUUCUUAUACCGAUGCUUCUAAAGCUGGUUUCUGGGGCGUCCUCGCACAGAAAGCUAAAGAUAUUUUGGACGACGAUAAUCCACCCGCACAAACUCCUGAUCAUCACAUCCAUAAAAUCAGAUCACACUCUUUUAAUUCUCAGGAUAUUGGAAAAAUUGGUGAGAGUAACCUUAAAGGAUGCGAAGAUGUCAAUCAAUUAACGUGGAAUCCACGCAAACAACAAUUCAAGCAGACACUUGAGACCGCCAAUCCUCAAUCUAUCCACGAAACACAACUCAAGGCAUCUCGCGACGUGGCAAUGGCAACGGCUGCGAAAGCAAAGUUACUUCUGCGAGAGCUUAAGACGGUCAAAGCGGACUUGGCUUUUGCCAAAGCACGAUGUUCUCAACUAGAAGAAGAAAAUAAACUACUUCGUGACAAGGAAGGUCGCGAGAAGGGACAGAAUCGUGCAGAUGAUGAUCUGAUUCGUCUUCAACUGGAGACACUUCUUGCUGAGAAGGCUCGAUUGGCUAGCGAGAAUGAAGUGAACUCUCGUGAGAACCGUUUUCUACGAGAAAUUGUGGAAUACCAUCAACUGACUAUGCAAGAUGUGGUGCAUUUCGACGAAGAUAUGGAAGAUGAUGACUCGGAGCUUUAUGGACCCAUAGAUACCACUUAUGGACCUCAAAUGUUGUCUCCACGCUCUCAAUUAUCAGGUCUGUCCAUGAACUCAAAGUCAAUGUUUGAUGUACCACCACCAGCACAACAGCAGCAGCAGCAACAACAACAACAACACGAUGAUCAGAAUACAUCAUCAUCAUCAUCACAAGAUGAAGCUACUUCUACUCCUAGUAGCCCACCCUCGGUUUCUAAUUAAGGAUCAACAUGCAAAUCAAGCCAUCCUUUUCAUUAAUAUAGAUUAGCCUAAUUAGACAUAUUUUUGAUACUACUGAAAUACAUAAUCAAUGCAUGCAUGCAUUGUUGAAAUAUACAUGUUUUCUUCUCUGUUAUAAAUACAUAUCAAACUAAAGGGAAAAUAGGUGGAUUACUCAUCCGUCUUGUUUUCCCGACCAACUAUGUACACUUGUUAAUUAAUUGGAAAAUUGUUCAUUAUUAUAUCACCUAAUUUUAUUUUUA
This is a messenger RNA of Lathyrus oleraceus (garden pea), 1466 nucleotides long. RefSeq lists its product as uncharacterized. The record is from RefSeq and is a predicted model, not a curated record. NCBI's taxonomy places the organism in Eukaryota, Viridiplantae, Streptophyta, Magnoliopsida, Fabales, Fabaceae. The transcript is spliced from 5 exons. The coding region runs from base 52 to 1206 and encodes 384 amino acids.